GGCACUGUCCACUGUGAGAGGGUGGUGGUGGGAGGGGUUAUUGAUCGAACAAAGGAAGGACCCAACCUUCCUUCCGCUCUCCGCCACGUUUUUCCUACGAUGUCAAAAGCCGUCGCGUCCCUGCGAGUCAGUCUAGCGCCGACCGUCGAGCUGAGCAGUUCGUGUACCCAGUCGGCUCCUCACUUCACACGCGUUCACUAGUGUUUGCGUUCAUCACAGUGCAAGCGUGUUCAUUCAUUGUGUGUGAUCUAUUAAUUGACAGUGUGUUUUGAUGACAGUGCUUAGUUGUUAUUAAUCGACAAUUCUGAGUGUUUUGUGUGACUGUUGAAAGUUGUUUACUAGACAAAAUUGAUCUAACUUGUGUGAACGGUAUGUCAAGUUUGCCAGCCAAAAUUGACCCAACUUUUGUAAACAGUUUGAACGAUAUGUCGUCGACAAAGAAAUCGGCCGCUUCGUUGCUAGUGUCGGCAAAACGACCGAUACGUCAGCUGUCGCUCGAGGAGAAACUGCAGGCGAUCGACCGCGUUCACAAGGGCGAAUCGAAGGCGUCGGUGGCACGCAUCAUCGGCGUGCCCGAGUCAACGCUGCGUGGCUGGUGCAAGAACGAAGACAAACUCAAGGUGAUGGCCAUGAAAGAGACUCCCAGUCCGGAGCCGGUGCAUCAGGGUGAUGGGGUUAGUGCCAAACGGAUGAAAUACGACACAAAGAGCACUUCACGUCAGGAUGACCCGCUUUGGUACUGGCUACAGAAUCAGCAGAACCACCAGCAGAGAUACUCGACCGGUGCGACUGGCUUCGACCAGGACAACAGCAGCUGGUUCUGGCGUUGGUACAAAAACUACAGCUUCCCACAGGUGUCGGCGAGCGAGCCGCUGCCACUGGUGGUGCCGUCACGGGCCAUCGACACCGUGCUCACCGACAACAACAACGUCGAGUCCAAGGAGAACAACGCGCUCGCCAAGGAGGAGACCGUGUCCGAGGACGAGGAUGAGCCGCCGGCGACGGCCGCCGAGGCAGUCAAACACGGCGAGAAGUUCCUAAGGUGGCUGGAGUGCUGCUCCGACCCGAGCGUCACCGCCGUCCAGCUGCUCCAGUUCAGGUAUCUCCUCAACAACGUCCGCACCUGCGCCCAGCGACGCGCCAACAAGAGCCGCACCAACGGCACUCGCUCGCGACGCAAGUAAACACACCACUCACCACGUUCCUACUUAUCAUGCCAAAAAUGUACAUAAACCCUCACUUAUUGUACAGUCUAUUCUAGUUAUGUAAUACUAUUAUUAUUGUGUUUAAUCUAGUUCGUUUAAAGUCCCUCCCCCGCAUUUCACUGCACAACAUGAUAAGACAACAUGUUGAUGACUUGUGCCAGACGAACAAACAACGUCACAAUCGAUAAUAACGCUUGAGUUAAAUCGACAUACCAUCAGAAAAAAAACCCAAUUUUUUGCUAUUGCUGAUUUGCAACAAUCGGGUUUUUUGCAAUUGUUUUAUUAAUAGUAAUGUGUAUGUCUUUGUUACUUUGAAGUGUAGCUCGCUUCAAACUUUGUUAAAUUGAGAUAAUCCCUCUACACAUUUUAAUAACAAAAUUAAAAAAAAACUAUGAUUUAAAGUGACUUCAUUUGUGGAGAAAAUUUAUCUAGCCAAAUUGAUAGUUUCUAACUUGCCAAACAAACUGAAUGUUUAUAUAUCUAUUUUUUCUCCACUUAUACUCUUAUCAAAAUCUAAAAAUGAAAGCAAUUAAUGACGAGAUAAUCUACCAAAACGGUAUAAAAAUUAGAGAACCUAUAGUCUAGUUAACAAUCCACAGAGCUAAAACCAGUUGUAAUACAAAGAAUGUCAUUUCUAUCAAAGCAUCCUUUCAUAAUUAGCAAAGAAGAGUCCUGUGCUCCAAUAGAAUAAAGCUGUCAGCUCAUUUUCAAAUGUAAACUUCUAAAUACAAAUCGUAAAUAAUGAAGUAUAUACAGUAUAACUAAAUACAGUACUCGUAAAUAAUGAUGAUAACUAGUAAACAAAUGAAAAUGUAUUUAAAACUAUUUUAAAAUGCCGGUAAAAUAAAAUAUUAUAUUUGUAUAAAACAUGCAAAACUUAUAAUAUAAAAUAAUUAAUGUGUCAUUCUUGAUUUCAACAUUAUUGUAAUGUCCAAAAAUAUUCGAACUGAUGAGUCAUUAGUGCUGUAUGUCGGUUUAAUUCGAGCGGAAGCGAUCAUUUUUAUCUUAUCUUUACUAACUGUACUGUCUAGUUGUAUACAUCCUCAGUGAUUGGAAGUUCCGCAUUGGUGUUCAAAACAAAUCCACUCUUAUUGAAAAAAGGCCAUUAUGAUGUCUGCUAUCGUAUCACAUAGUCAUUUUGUAGUCAACGAGUAGUAGAUUGGUGGUAAUAUUUUUUCAACAAGUUAAGUUAUAGAAAGCAGAAUACACAGAAAAGUCAAAAGGUGGUACCUUAUCAUAACUACCAAUUAAUUACCACAUAUUUAGGUAAAGUUAGUUUUUGUAUCCUUGAAGUCUGAUUGAUUCUAAUAAGUUAUGUUUAGUUUAUUUAUAUGAUAUGUAUGAGGUGUGAUAGUAUUAUUUUAGUUAUCCCCAAUAUCAAGCAGAACAUUUCUUAGAGAUUGAUAUUGACAGUGGACCAAUUGCUACACUGGACAAGCGUUCUAUUUAACUCUUAUUAAUGAUACCUGUUGUCAUCAAGGUAUCUUCAGUUCAAUACUUUUUUUAUGAUGUCCCUUAAAAACUUGUACUAUUUUUCAAAACAGAUUGAAAAUAUUGAUAAAAUUUAUCUCUACCAAUAACAAAUCAGGAAAAAAUGCUAAAGUUGAUUGUUGCAAAGUAAUGAUGAAUAUGUUGAAGGGACUUACCAAAGUGGUCGGCUUCUCCUUUGGCAUUGGGAUGUAAGUAAUGUGAUCAGCAACAAAACUGGCGCAUCCUUGCCAGGUGUAAAAUUCAGGGUACGUUAUUUUUGUCGGACGAAUUGUGGUAGACACGAAUUUCUGAAGAAAACACAUUCCCUAAGUUAAUUAAAUUUAGCCAAAUACCGGUAUGUGAUCAUAUGAAUCACUAUAUUAGGAUUAGCCUCUAUUUUUCUGAACCAACUUGUAAUUCAAAUAUCCACUCACAAUAAAGAAUUCCAAUUAGAAAUACUGAUUUGAAGUAGAAAAGAAUCUUAAACAAUAAUGCUUUUCUUAAAUGUAGACUAUACUCAAAUUAAUAAUAUAUUCUGUAAUUUAUUUCUAUCACAUAUCCACUCAUGACUCAGUGCAGUGCAAUCACCUAAUUGCAUGUAAGCUGACAUCUACAUGAUUGUGUAGUCGUGAGUGGUGGUAGUACUUACUCGAUAUUUGUCAAGUAAUAAUUGAGUUCAUUCGAAUGUAGUAUUACAGUUUUACAUUUUUUUUCAAGAAGGAAAGGAACCUUAAUUUUUUUUAUAGAAUGUAUUUAUUUUUCAUCAGACAUGGAAUAAAAUCUACUGUUCUUUCAUAAUACAGUACAGUCAGUGAGUUAUGAAUGAAUAAGAUUUGGAAUUUUUCACUUUUUUAAUUAAUGACAACUCAUUGUAUUGUUUAGUGAAAUGAUGAUUAUAUAAUUAUUGGUAAAAAUAUUCAGCUUCAAAGAAUUCAUGUAAGAAAAGAGUUUAAUUUUUUCAAGUCUUGAUUUAUGUAUUGUUUUUGUAAUGAAGAGGUCUAUCUUACUUUUAGUAUUAUCAAGAGAAUAUGAUUGAUAUGUGCGAUAAAUUUAUGUUGAGCAUAAUAUGUAAUUUUGUGGUAUUUUCAGGGCAUUAGUUUUUGUACCAAAAAGUUUAUUUUUCAUUUGUAUUCAAAUAUGAUUUUUAAUAUACCUUUUAUCUAUCAUUCACAUUCAGGUUCAUUAUUCAUUACUUUUGUAUUAUUGCUAUUUAAAAGUAUUGCCAGUUUUAUUUUGUAGAAGUGAACAUUAUUUUGAUUUAGGCUACAUAUCUAUGUAGCGGAUUUAUUAAAUUUUUUUAUUAACAUUUUCAAAUAAAGAGUUUUGCAAAUGCCAUUUUGUUACCAAAUCAAACUAGUUGUACUCUAGGCUAGGUACUUCUAGCACAUUGUUAUUGUAUUUUUGUAUAAAUAACAAUAAAGAAAGUAUUGUUUUGAUUGAAA
Molecule: messenger RNA, 4117 nt
Organism: Nilaparvata lugens (brown planthopper)
Lineage: Eukaryota; Metazoa; Arthropoda; Insecta; Hemiptera; Delphacidae
Exons: 1
Coding region: 372-1184 (270 amino acids)
Molecular function (GO): DNA binding
Source: RefSeq, a predicted model, not a curated record